Molecule: messenger RNA, 2699 nt
Organism: Sceloporus undulatus (fence lizard)
Lineage: Eukaryota; Metazoa; Chordata; Lepidosauria; Squamata; Phrynosomatidae
Product: mast cell carboxypeptidase A-like
Exons: 11
Coding region: 72-1334 (420 amino acids)
Biological process (GO): proteolysis
Molecular function (GO): zinc ion binding; metallocarboxypeptidase activity
Source: RefSeq, a predicted model, not a curated record
GGUUGCUUGUGGUACUUUCAGAAAUGGAUAUAUAGCAAGUGCAGCCAUUGCUUUGCCAUCAAAAGAGAACCAUGAGGUUCCUAGCUUUGUUUUGGGGGCUCCUUGUAACAUCUCAGGUUGUGCUCACCCUCCGCUUUGACAGGGAAAAAGUGUUUCGGGUGAAACCUCAAAAUGAAAACCAAGUGAUGUUCCUAAAGGACCUUGCUGCUAAAGUACAGCUUGAUUUUUGGAAACCUGAUUCAGUUCAUCACAUUGGCAUCGGAACUGAUGUGGAUUUCCGAGUCACUUCAGAUCAGACAAGCUAUGUCCAGACAAUGCUGGAGCAGAACAGAACACAUUAUGAAAUUUUAUUUCAUGAUCUACAAGAAGAAAUUGAAAAGCAGUUUGAUGGAGGGAUACAUUUCCACAAGAAGCACAGCUACACCAGAUACAAUGACUGGGAAAAGAUUGCUGCAUGGACUGAAAGAAUGGCUAAAAUUUAUCCCAAAUUGAUUUCCCGGCUAGAGAUUGGAAAGACCUAUGAAAACCGUACCAUGUACCUUCUUAAGGUUGGGAAGGAGAGUGGCAGAAAGAAGGCCAUCUUUAUGGAAUGUGGUGUUCAUGCACGUGAGUGGAUCUCACCAGCGUUCUGCCAAUGGUUUGUAAAGCAGGCUGCCAGAAGAUAUGGAAAAGACAAAGUCAUGACAAAACUGUUGGACAAUUUGAACUUUUAUGUCCUUCCUGUAUUCAACAUUGAUGGUUAUGCUUGGACAUGGAAAAAGGAUCGCAUGUGGAGAAAGAAUCGGGCCAAAACUUCCAACAGUGAGUGCAUUGGUGUUGACCUGAACAGGAAUUUCAAAGCUCACUGGGGCAGUGAUACUGAAUUUUUUGCACAUGAACCUUGUAUGGAAGUAUACUGUGGUCCCUCUGCAGAAUCUGAGCCAGAAACAAAAGCUGUUACAAACUUCAUUCGUGACCACAUUUUCAUCAUCAAAGGAUACAUAAGUGUGCAUUCAUACUCUCAGUUGCUAUUGUUUCCUUAUGGCUAUUCUGAAAAACAAGCACCUAAUCAUGAUACACUGAAUGAAGUGGCUAAGGGAGCAGUGGAUGCUUUAUCCAGUCUUUAUAAUACAAAAUAUAAAUAUGGACCAAUUGCAACUACAAUUUAUCCUUGUUCUGGUUCUACUGUUGACUGGGCUUAUGAUGAGGGUAUUAAGGAUUCAUAUGUCUUUGAGCUUCGUGACCAAGGUCGGCAUGGAUUUCUCCUCCCUGAAUCAAAGAUAAGACCAACUUGUAAGGAGACAAUGCUGGCAGUCCAAUACAUUGCUAAUCAUAUCCUCACCUCUGCUCCAUGAAGGCUUGUUCACAUUUACCCCUGAAGAGAAUUCUCUCCUCCUAUCUACUAUAUUUUCCUUUCACUUUGUAUCCUAUGAUUUCUUCCCAUUUUGUCUGGGACCUUAUUAAUUUCUGUAAAGACAUAAUGUUUUCUUACCUUUCUAUACCACAACAACAAAGGUUUGUUGCCUUUUCACAGUCUUGCAUAGUAUCAGUUAUUUUGAUUUGCUAACUAUUUUGUUGUCGUUGUUGUUCACCUUCAAGUCAUUUCCAAUGUAUAGCAAACCUAAGGCAAACCUAUCAUGGGGUUUUCUUGGCAGGUAUUUCAGAGGCAGUUUGCCAUUGCCAUUUUCUGAGGCUGAGAAAGUGUGACUUUCCCAUAGUCAUCCAGUGGGUUUUCAUGUCCAAGUCAGAAUAUGAAUCCUGGUCUCUUAAACCACUACACCAUGAUGACUCUCUGCUAAAUAUCUUAGGGACAGGAGUUCUUCUAGAUUAGUUUAAAUACCCUGCAGCCCAAUCCAGAGUUUUUCCACAGAAAAGGGAUGUUCUUGGGGCUUCAUGCCCCUGGACACCCUGGGAACCGCAGCCAUGGCAUCAUUUCCACAGCUGGUUAGUUGCUGCAGGAAUGAUGUGGCACCCAAAAGGAGUUUCGUUUCGAAGUUCCUUUCUGCACCAUGCCCAGGCUGCCAUAAGCGACCUGGGGUGGCGCAGAGAUGUUACAUACGCGCAGCACCAUUUGGACACGGCACAUGCAUGAUGUCAUCAUGGAAGCCCCCCAUGUGGAUGGGAGGCUGCCAUGAUGACAUUGCCACCACAUAUUAGGGUUGUGGGGCAUGUAGAUGCUCCGCCCCCAUGCAACCCUAGUAUGUGGCCAGGCCAGCUCAAAGUGCCAGUCUGGACAGGGCCAAAGUGUGAUAAAAAAGUGAUGGAGAAACAAAAGGGGGUUACAAUAUCUUUUGCUCAGCUAGUCUCAAAGGUGCUACAAGAUCCCUUUGCAUCCAGUUGUGAUUUGUUCAUCAUCUGUCCAGAUGGAGCCCUCCACAUGUUUAAUGCAAUACCACCAAUCCACUUUUAGACUCUUUGGAAGAGAGCAAAUCUGCACAACCUGUACACAUAAGGCUACUAAAGUGUCUGUCCACAUUUCAUGUACAAUUCAAUACUGUAUGAAUUUAAGUGAAAGGUGGAAAUGUUUUCUAAUAUAAUCACACCCAUGGUCUUCUUUAUAUGGGCUUCAAACAGUUAGCAAAAACAAAUUUUCAUGAAAACAUCAUGUAUUUACCUUGUAUGUCUCUGCCUUUCUACCUCUCUCUCUCAGCACUAUUUUUAAAGAACUCUGUUAUUUUAUACUGAGAACUAAGCAACAUUUAUCUGAAUAAAAAUAUAUG